Apis florea (little honeybee) is the source of this 932-nucleotide messenger RNA. RefSeq names its product Mitochondrial inner membrane protein MPV17 (gene Mpv17). Gene Ontology annotation, cellular component: cytoplasm; membrane; mitochondrion. Gene Ontology annotation, molecular function: channel activity. Gene Ontology annotation, biological process: regulation of mitochondrial DNA metabolic process. NCBI's taxonomy places the organism in Eukaryota, Metazoa, Arthropoda, Insecta, Hymenoptera, Apidae. The record is from RefSeq and is a predicted model, not a curated record.
AUAUUAAAUUAAAUAAAGAUAGAAUUAAUAAAUUAAAAUACAUGUUAAUUUAUUAAAUAGUCAUUAAAAUUGUGAUAAUUUAUAAAUGAAAUAAUAAUGGCAUUAUCUAUAUGUGGGGUAUUAUCAAAGUAUGUCGAAGAGUAGUAACAAGAUACCCAAUAAUUGUUCAAGCAACACAAGCAGGUAUAUUAAUGGCAUUGGGAGAUCAAAUUGCACAAAAUUUUAUUGAACGAAAAAAAUUUAAGGAAUUAGAUUUUCUAAGAACAGCUCAAUUUGGAAGUAUAGGAUUUUUUAUUACUGGACCUGUAACAAGAACCUGGUAUGGAAUAUUAGAUAAAUAUAUUGGCUCAAAGACUGGACUUGCAGUAUUAAAGAAAGUAGCUUGUGAUCAAUUAAUUUUUGCACCUGCAGGUUUAGGAAUUGUGCUAACAACUGUUGGUCUUUUACAAGGAAAAGAUUUUGAACAAAUAAAAACGAAAUUAUCUAAUGAAUAUCUAGAUAUUUUACUCAAUAAUUAUAAAAUUUGGCCUAUAAUACAACUAAUUAACUUUUAUUUUAUACCUUUACAAUAUCAAGUUCUAUUAGUACAAUCAGUAGCUAUCUUAUGGAAUACUUAUGUAUCAUAUAAGACAUUCACUUUAGGAGAACAACAAAAAAAACAAAUAGAUAUAUAUAUAAAAUAAGUAAAAAUUUAUAAACAUAUAUUUUUUUUUUAAAUACAGAUGUUAACACUAUUAAAUUUAAAUAUUGUUCACAAUAACAUAAUAAAAAGUUAAACUUUUGAAUAACAUUUAUAAUAUUUAUCAUUAAAAAUAAACAAUAUAGUAUUUUAUCAUAAAACAACGAUAGCAUUGUAAAUAAUCACAAAAGCAUUUUGUUAUAAGUUAUUAAAAAAAUGUGUUCAUAAUUACAAUGAAGUAUUUGAUCUCAAA